UCACGACCCACCCACAGAAGAAGAGUAAUCGUGCUGCGACUAAGGGAGUCGUCGUUCGUUGCUGCGUCUAAGGGGGAGAGUCGUUCGUGGUGCGUGUAAGCGGAGGAGGAGCCGUUUUGGCCGAAGAGAGGCAUUUGCCAACUAAGGGGAGAGAAGAGAGAGAGAGAGAGAGAGGGAGGGGAGAGGAGAGAGAGAGAGAGGGAGAGAUGGCGAUCUUGUCAGAGAUCGAAGAUGAUUCGAAACGUGAUCGUGCAGAGGCUGUGAAGGAGGAAAGAGCAGUGCCGAAUCCGGUAUCGCCUUCCGGUGUAUCCACGUCAGAGCCUGCAGGGAAGUUCGAUGAUGCCUUAGAGACACUGCUGCGACAGCAUCAGUCAAACCCGCUCCCAUUCCUUGACACCGUGUUUGACUUUCUGGACAGAAAGUCGUUCUUGUUCGCGGACGAUAACGCUCCUUCUGCAGUCUCCGAUCUCGUCGCGGAAGCCAAGAGGAGAAGGGUGGAGAGAUUGAAAUCCACGUCCUCGGCGGCAAAGCUGAGAGCGGCGUCGCCGUCGCCGUCGGUAGAUGGUGCUGCUGGAACUAGAGACGAUGGUGCGAAAGUCGGCGCUCCUGCUGUGGGGAAGAAGCGUGAUCAGCCUCCAUCAGCAGGAGGAGCGGGGUCCACCGACGAUGGACUUGGACGUGGUGGGGGUGCGGAAGGAAAUCUGCACCCCAAGGCUCAGCCCAAGGCUGAAGAAGGGAAGGAGAACGCCAAAGCAGAUCCGAUCGAUUUGAAUGCGAAGCCUGACGACAGCGUGAAAGGCGAUGGCAAGGCAGACGGGAAGCAAGAGGAGGAGGAGGAGGAGGACGGCGGCAAAGGCAUAAAGCCGAAUGCAGGGAAUGGUGCAGACCAUGAGAAGUAUUCUUGGACACAGACUCUGUCAGAGUUGUCAGUGUCGAUCCCUGUGCCCCCGGGCACCAAAGCCCGCGCUUUGACUGUGGACAUCAAGAGGAACCAUCUCAAGGCUGGCCUGAAAGGGAUGCAGCCUAUUCUGGCGGGUGAACUUCACAAAUCUGUCAAGGCGGACGAGUGUUACUGGGGACUUGAGGAUGGGAAAGUUCUGUCGAUACAUUUGACGAAGGUGAAUACGAUGGAGUGGUGGAAUUGCGUGGUGAAUGGUGAGCCUGUCAUCAACACGCAGAAGGUGGAGCCGGAGAACUCGAAGCUUUCUGAUCUCGAUGGGGAGACACGACAGACAGUCGAGAAGAUGAUGUUUGAUCAGCGGCAGAAGGCCUUGGGGCUUCCCACCAGUGAGGAACAGAAGAAGCAGGACAUCUUGAAGAAGUUCAUGGCACAGCAUCCGGACAUGGACUUUUCUCGUGCGAAGAUAGUAUGAACUGCAAGGAAUGACGCUAGCACAAAACUGCGCAGGCGCCUGGCAAGCGAACGACUCAAGAGGCCUUGGUUAACAUGCAGCAAAAGUCGAGGUGGAACUUUGCGAGUGAACGAGUGAGAAGAUUUCUAGAGAGAGCAGCUCAUUCUGGUUUUACGCUAAAAAGCGCCUGUUCUCAUGGGAAGAUAGUGUGAAUUGCAAGGAAUGACAUGAUCACAAAGCUGCAGAGGAGACGGGCAAGUGAAUGACUGAAGAGGCUUUGGUAGACUGGAGUUCUACAGAGAGCAGCACACUGUGGUGGUACGGUUAAAAGCGCUCGUUCGUGCAAUCGUGAAAACGGUAGAGAAGUCUUGAAGGACAUCUGUGGCAGGCUACGAGCUCUACAGAGAGCAGCACAUUGUGGUGGUAGGGUUAAAAGCGCUCGUUCGUGCAAUCGUGAAACGGUAGAAGUCUUGAAGGACAUCUGCCGCAGGCUAUGUAUGCGGUAGCUAGGAUGGAGUUCUGGCUGAGUAGUGUUUUUGUAUGCGUACAGAAUUGUCGCUAGUGUCAGUGUCGGGUUUGAGAUUUUAGAUACGCUGUAGGCUGAAACUAGUCAAAUUAGUGGUGCCACAUGUACUGUGCUUGUUGGGGUUCGAAAGUGCCACCAUUCUGGGGAAGAGGGGUACGCCUGUUGGUUCCUGGCGGAGAACGAGAAGCCACUGUGCUGCUGUGCAUCAUGCUCUAUCGUGUGUGACCUGACGGAGGAGAGGAGGAGCCUCCAUGGUGCUGUAGCACCUGGUGGGUUUCCUUAUUUGUGGAGGGGUCUUGUUCAUAAUUGAUUCUGAGUCUGACUGAUUAUUCUGUGCCCAGGCAGAGCGGGUUUCCUCGAGUCAUUGCUGAUGCCUGGUUUUCUUUCGGGGGUGAAGUUCCGCAUUAAACCACCGGUACACGGCCCCAACCUUGCUGAAAAUGCAACUCGUAGCCUAAAACAUUUUCGGAGGCUUGGCCCACUGGACCACAAUGGCUGAAGGUGCUGGCGAAGAAAGAAAGAAAGAGUGCGCCGCUGGCUGUUCAGAAAAGCUUGGCGCACGGUAAGGCGCGUCCAGGGCCGGGUGUGCUGGUGGUUUAAGGCUCUGAAAUGGAGACGGACAGUACUUUCUGUACUGUGCUUUGCGAGACUGUGCGACGCCGUUUUGCUGUCUUGAGCAAGUAGCAUUUCUGCUGCUGCUGCUUUGACAGCAGAUAAGAGUGCAGAGAGGCGUCAGGCGUCUGCUGAUAUUUGCAAGCAAGGCGGUUGAUUAUGGAUUGGGAGGGGAUGCUGGCGGCCUGUUUGGAACAGGGGACGGUAUGGUGUGUGGAGUAUGUCACUGUUGUUAGCACCGUUUUCGUCAACACACUAGUCUUCUUCAGCAUGCCUCAUGAACGUAAGUGUUUGCUUCGGACUGGUCAUUCUCUUUAGGUUUUAGAUGUGUGCGGAGUGAUGCUUAGAGGUGCAAGGAGGUAGAUGUUCUUUUGUAGGACUGGUGUGUGUUAUGCCGUCUACCCUCGGGAAUCCAUAUUAUGAGUCUGGGUGGCAAGUCCUUUAUCUGAUAAGACCGUAGCUAAGCUGGGGUGGGUGUGUUUUCUUGUGCAUUUGUGACUGUGUGAUGCGUGCGAGACCUCUGCCCCAUUCGAAAACCCAGAAAUUCAAAUGGCUCACGGAUUCCUCCAUAUGAGUGGGGAAAGUAUUGAUACCGACGUAUGUGUAUGUGCAUAGACGACCCCCAACAAAUUCUUUGGUUCCCGUAACGUGUGGGAUAUCAUCGCCGAUAUGUAUAAAGUAGUAUGCAGCGGAGGGUGAAAAGAACAAAAUAAGACGAGUAUCAACUCUUGAGAUGGGCAAGGGAUGCAGGGAGGGUGUGUGGAGAGAGGGUCAAGGGGACUACUAACUAGUAAGAUGAGUGCUGUCCUAAUCACAAAGAAGAGAAACACCGGGAAGUUGCUUCGACUUGUUUCUUGCAAGCACGAAUUGUGCAUACGCUA
Messenger RNA from Chara braunii, 3371 nucleotides. The record is from the annotation of a GenBank genome assembly. Lineage: Eukaryota; Viridiplantae; Streptophyta; Charophyceae; Charales; Characeae.